AGUCCUAGCAGUGCAGGCAGUCAGCCCACAGACUUUGGCUGCGCUGCUCAGAGAUGGCGUCCCUUCUGCAGCCAGAUAGAGUUGUCUAUCUGGUUCGUGGAGAAAAAAGAAUCAGAGCCCCUUUAUCUCAACUUUAUUUCUGUCGUUACUGUAGUGAGCUACGGUCUCUGGAAUGUGUGUCUCACGAGGUGGACUCUCACUAUUGUCCAAGCUGUCUGGAGAACAUGCCAUCUGCAGAGGCCAAGCUUAAAAAGAAUAGGUGUGCAAACUGUUUUGACUGCCCGUGUUGCAUGCACACACUGUCUACCCGAGCCACCAACAUCCCAGCUCCUCUGCCUGAUGACCCCACUAAGACGGCCAUGAAGAAGGCCUACUACCUGGCCUGUGGCUUCUGUCGCUGGACCUCCAGGGACGUGGGGAUGGCCGACAAAUCAGUUGCCAGUGGUGGAUGGCAGGAGCCAGAGAACCCUCAUACUCAGCGGAUCAACAAGCUGAUCGAGUAUUACCAGCAGCUGGCUCACAGAGAGAAGCAGGAUAGAGAUCGGAAGAAGCUGGCCCGGAGACGACAGUGCAUGCCUCUGGCCUUCUCGGAAAAAUAUGGUCUUGGAACCAGACUGCAGAGGCAGAGGUCUGGAGCCCCCAUCUCAGGCCUGUCCGGCCUUACCCUUAAAGAGGGUGAAGACCAGAAGGAGAUCACCAUUGAACCUGCACAGGCUCUGGAUGAAGUGGAGCCCCUGCCUGAGGACUGUUAUACCAGACCCAUCAGCCUACCAGAGGUGACCACGCUGCGCCAGCGUCUCCUGCAGCCGGACUUCCAGCCUGCCGGGGCAUCUCAGCUGCACCCCCGACACAAGCACCUGCUGAUGAAGCGCUCACUGCGCUGCAGGAAAUGUGAGCACAACUUGAGCAAGCCAGAGUUUAAUCCUACUUCAAUCAAGUUUAAAAUCCAGCUGGUGGCUGUGAGCUACAUCCCUGAAGUGAGAAUUAUGUCUAUUCCAAACCUCCGGACCAUGAAGGAGAGCCAAGUGCUGCUGACCUUGACCAACCCUGUGGAGAACAUCACACACGUCACUCUGUCUGCUUGUGAGGACGAGGAUCCUGAUGAUAUCAACAGCACUGCUAAGGUUAUGGUACCCAGCAAAGAACUGGUGUUGGCGGGGAAGGAUGCUGCCGCUGAAUACGAUGAGCUGGCUGAACCUCAGGACUUCCAGGAUGACCCAGAUGUCGUUGCCUUCAGGAAAUCCAACAAGAUUGGUUUCUUCAUCAAAGUGAUCCCCCAGAAAGAGGAGGAUGGCGACGUCACCGUUUCAUUUAAGAUCCGACACGACUUCCGCAACCUCGCGGCCCCCGUCAAGCCGAGCGAAGAGGGGCCCGAGACCCCCGCAGAGGCAAUUUGGCUGACACACCAUGUGGAGCUGAGCCUGGGACCGCUCGCUCCCUGAACACAAAUAAUUCUAUCACACAGUCCUAGUGUUGGGUCCUUUGAACUACUUUCUGUAAACUGUGGGAUGCGUUUAGUUUUUAAAUGAUUUCUGAUUCUGCUUAUUGUCAUUUAAGAGCUAUUUGUGAUCUGUUUGGCAUACAGUUGUUUCUGGGCGUCAGCUCAAGGUGCGUCACCAAAAACAUUGUGGUACAUUUAGUCAUUGUACUAUAGCUGAGUUUAUAAAACUACAUGAAACCAUGACUGACUGCAGACUGAUAAUUGCUUAAGAUUUAACUUGAUUUGUUGAUAUCUUGUUGGUUUUUGUUUCAAAAAAGCAAAUGAUAUGUUUUUUUACAACCUGAUUGUCCUCAGCUUAAACAAUAUCAUUUCAUUAAAUAGCCCCUUUCAGUAAUCUACAAGAUGCACAACCUAAUACAUAGUUAAAAUAAAAAAUGUGUUGUAUACAUACAAUAUUUUCUUAAAUUGGAAAGCAACUAUGUAUGCUUUGUAUUAUUCAAUGUAAUUGCUCUGGAUUUCUUUCUUUAGUGGUAUGGUUGAGCUUUUUAAUGUAUGUGGGAAACAGCAGUUUGCACAAAGAGGAGUGAUUGGUUCUAUAUUAUUAUUAUUAUAACACCAUAGAGAUUACAGAAACAGAAAUUGGGUGAUGAGCAGAAUCAGAAAUCCUAACUGAGAACAAUCUGAACAUUUCCCGCCUGAGCAGCAAUCUCUUCUGCGCUUUCAGCUUAUGUAUCCUCAUCAACAUCCCUUUACGCAGACUGUAAUAUCGUAUUAACUCGCAUGCUUCAACUCUAGUGAAUAUCGCACAUGUAAAACAAUAUCAUCACAGUUACUUUUUUCUCAUUUGAAAGGCUUUUUUUUUAAGGUGAUACCUGCUCAUACAGUAACCCCCACUGGCACUUUGGAGAGGAUGAAGCUCUGUAAAUGACAUUAAAUACAAAGUGUUUAUUAUUUAAAUGUACUCAAGACACUAUCUUUUUUUUUCUGAUUUAAAAAAAAUGUAUCCUUCUGGUUUGUAGAAGUAUAAGUAAAUAAGCUGCUUUCAUAUUUGGUCUCCAGUGUGUUAGUAGAACAGAGCCUAACAACACAGUUAAUCUUCUGUACCGGCUAAUAAAAUAAUGUGAUACUGUAA
Messenger RNA from Trematomus bernacchii (emerald rockcod), 2573 nucleotides. RefSeq names its product dynactin 4 (gene dctn4). The record is from RefSeq and is a predicted model, not a curated record. The coding region runs from base 54 to 1442 and encodes 462 amino acids. Gene Ontology annotation, cellular component: dynactin complex. The transcript is spliced from 13 exons. Lineage: Eukaryota; Metazoa; Chordata; Actinopteri; Perciformes; Nototheniidae.